ACCCAACACCCUUCACCCCCAACCUUGACCUGCCCUUCGUUGACCACCCGCCCGCGACCCAAGACCCUACCACGCUUAUACACCGCCCCCAGCUUACUUGCAGCGUUGCAGCCUCCCAUACUUCACUUGCCUUGGUUUGGCUUGCCACACCCAGCACGCGCCUCACCUACCAUCCCCGACCAUCUUCGUCAUCUAGCCGACCAAGUCGCCGCGCCCAGCGUCAUCACCACUCACAACUACAUCAUCUACUCGCCAGCUUCUCCUCCAAAACGCCACCAUGCGUCGCACAUCCAGCAUCAGCAGCAUGAGCUCCUCCAGCUCCGAGACUGAAGAGACGAUGCAGAUCUUUGUCAAGACCGUGUCCGGAAACAACACAAUCCCCCUCACAAUCCCUUCAAAUACCUCAAUAAGCACCCUACGCUCCCUGCUCGCCCUCCGCACCAACCUCUCCACCCCCGACGAUCUCCGCAUAGUGCACGCCGGCAAGCACCUUUCAUCCUCGGAAACCACAUUAGCCGACUACUCCAUCGGCGCAAACUCUACGCUUCACCUCGCUCUGCCACUUCGUGGCGGCAUGCCCCCAAAGAAGAUCCGAUGCUCCUUCAAGGACUGCAAGGACCGCGCACAACCCAUUGUUGGUGACUGCGGCUUCUGCGAUGGCCACCACUGCAGUAAGCACCGCAUGCUUGAGGACCACAAGUGCGAGGGUCUAGAGGACUGCAAGAAGGAGAGCCAUAACCGGAAUGCGGAUAAGCUCAACAGCGAGCGAACAGUGGCUAUCAAGGGUGUUUGAUUGAAUAUCCUCCAUGGGUACUCAGACCACCUCCAUGGCAUAUAUGUACAUAUGUACGCCUUGGACUGGCCUGUGUUUCCCUGAGCGAUUUGGUGUGGCUUGAGUAGAACACCAUCUGCAGCUCUCUAUGUUUUCCACGCGGUGCAGUCGUAGCAAUGAUGGGUCUUGGUUUUAGCUUGCGUGGUUUUUAGGGCUUCUUAAUCUUUUGGUUCCGGGCGCAAGGCGUCCACGGAAUGUAGUUACUAGCGCUUUGUAUUUGUAGCUGCUAGGCCUUACAAACAACCGUUCAUAUUUC
Messenger RNA from Pyrenophora tritici-repentis Pt-1C-BFP, 1088 nucleotides. RefSeq names its product nucleic acid binding protein containing the AN1-type Zn-finger. Gene Ontology annotation, biological process: modification-dependent protein catabolic process; protein ubiquitination. The record is from RefSeq and is a predicted model, not a curated record. NCBI's taxonomy places the organism in Eukaryota, Fungi, Ascomycota, Dothideomycetes, Pleosporales, Pleosporaceae. Gene Ontology annotation, cellular component: nucleus; cytoplasm. Gene Ontology annotation, molecular function: zinc ion binding; protein tag activity; ubiquitin protein ligase binding.